Biomphalaria glabrata is the source of this 1155-nucleotide messenger RNA. RefSeq lists its product as uncharacterized. Gene Ontology annotation, biological process: neuropeptide signaling pathway. Gene Ontology annotation, molecular function: G protein-coupled peptide receptor activity. Bases 1 to 1155 code for a protein of 384 amino acids. The transcript has a single exon. Gene Ontology annotation, cellular component: membrane. NCBI's taxonomy places the organism in Eukaryota, Metazoa, Mollusca, Gastropoda, Planorbidae. The record is from RefSeq and is a predicted model, not a curated record.
AUGGAACUAUCUGAUGACACAGUCAACUCGACAGUUUUAAAUGUGUCGGAUCAAAAAGUUAUUUCUGAUGGUCAAUUUAUUCUUUUCAUUGAGAUUUUCAGCAUUGUAUGCAGCAGCGUCUCUCUCUUGGGGAGCUUCGGUAACGUCGUGGUCAUCAGGACGUUUAAAUACAUGGGCCUAAAAGACGGCGUGACUCUGUCUUUCAUCUUUCUAGCAGCUUCGGAUUUGGCUUACUUGUUAACUAUCGCUUCUCAGGCUGCCUCCUUGGGCUUGCAUGGGGUAGAAAAAAAGAAUCAAUUAACAGUUUUCUACUCUGUCGACCCAUUUGGGAUCUACAUCUUUCUGACUAAUUUGGGAAUCAUGAUAUACCUCAUGACUGUGCUAGUUACCACCUUUCUGGCCAUAGCACGUUGCCUGUGCGUCGCCAUACCAUUGAAGUUCAAAAACUGGUUUAGUAAAAAGACGUCUGUAGUUUUCUUUGUUGCUUUCUGCAUCGUCUCCAUAGUGACCUACAUUCCGGUAUUGAUAUACAUGAAGAUGAUUAAAGCUUAUGACACACGGGUGAACGCAACCAGAUACGUCUUGUGGAUUUCACCCAAGCGGGAAGAGAUCAAGCAAGCCGUGUGGAUUUCCAGAGAUGUUUUUGUCACAUUCUUCACGCAGCUAGUGGUCAUCGCCUGCGUCGUUAUCCUGACCAGAAGCCUACGCACUGCCUCCAAAUUUCGUCAAACUUCAGCUGCCUACUCGUUGCGGCAAAGGCUUGAUCGCCAAGUUACAAUUUUCACAACAGAAACGCAGGCUAGUUUGAAAGGAUCUGGUCAAAGUCAGAAGCACCUCAAUGCCAGAAGCGAUAGUUUCACAUCGGUCAGCGCAAGUAAUCAUAAAGUGGAGCGGCUGUCGUCCAAAGACAUCUCCGUGGUGCAGCAGGUGGUUCUCAUCUCCACGGUGUACAUCGUGUGUAACAUGCCAAAGAUCUGUAUCGACGUGACGGGCAUGUUCGUGCCGGAGUUUACACUUGGUAAGAGCUACCAGAACUUGUACCUCGCCUUCAUCUGUGUCAUGGAAAUAUUCCAACUUUUUAACUCCAGCAUCGGCAUCUUUAUUUACUAUAAUUACAACACCAAGUUCAGAAAAAACUGCAUGUUAUUUAUAUAG